Molecule: messenger RNA, 4632 nt
Organism: Trichoderma aggressivum f. europaeum
Lineage: Eukaryota; Fungi; Ascomycota; Sordariomycetes; Hypocreales; Hypocreaceae
Exons: 4
Coding region: 1-4632 (1543 amino acids)
Biological process (GO): protein O-linked glycosylation
Molecular function (GO): protein binding; glycosyltransferase activity
Source: RefSeq, a predicted model, not a curated record
AUGUUGCCCUUAGUACAGACGCACCCUCGCGUGGUGCCAAUCAGUUUCGACGCCUUUGGACCAUCCACGGGCCACGGCGCCAGGCCCGAGUCUGAGAGACGAGCCAUCGCGUCGCCCUACUACCGCUCCUCGCAGCCAUACCAUGGCUCAGCCACUUCUUCCGCCCAGGGCUCGCGAGACUACGACUAUCACCUGCGCCGCAAGACUCCUCGGGGCACCAUCGAUGCGGGAUACGAUGGAUCGCCGACGCAGCUGUCGCCUGGCCCGCCGCCACUCAAGCAAGUGAUCCUUCCGACGCCCUCAGGCAUAUACCCGUAUCUGCCUCCGAAUAACUUGCCCUUCCACGCCAAGUCCCGUCUCUUGGAGCAUGAUCAGGGAAGUCUGGGGCAGGCUCCUCUGACUUCGCCGUGGACUUUUAGCAAUGAGAGGCCCAACUUUGUUCUUUCUAGCGGCUCCUCAAUGCCCCUCCAGCCUGGCCUCUCCUGGCAGCCAAAUGGAUAUCCCAUGUUCAACCAGAUUCCAGAUGUCUAUCAACCGCUCAUGAGGGCGGCAGAGUACAAUGUGCGCGCCUUCUGUCCGCCCCCGGGCUCGACGACUGAUACCGCGACGUUUGGCCAGUUUGGUUGGCAGCUAGGGGCCUCGCAGCGAAGCUAUGGCUAUCUCGAUAUGUCUCGGCACUUUGAUCAAAUGAGUUUACCACCCGGCCUCCCUGGGAGCUUUUUGCACCACGGUUCAGAUGCUCAACUGCCUUACAGACCGACAACGGACUUGAACGUCAACUUCAACAUUCCACAGCCCCCACAACCAAUGCUCCAAGGGAGUUACCUGGGCCAGAGCGCAGUCGUAGAGAACCCCCCCACCAGCGAACAAUAUGCUGUUCAGUCGAGUUUCACGGAAAAGGCCUAUUCACAGGCUCAGGAACAUUAUGUUGAACUGCUGGCCUACCUGCAAACUGCCAAGAGAUUUGAUCAGAUGAGCGGUGGCGGCAGUUCCAAUUCAAGGUUUAAGAUCCUGGUAUUUCCAAGACCCCCAAAGGCCAGAAGAGAGCAUCUUGGCACCAUGCGGGAUGUGUAUCGUAGUGUUGAGCGACCUGUUCCAUCGAAGCUCGUGCCGAACAGCCACCCCCGGGCCCUUACAUCCAACAUUGAGGAUACCUUGAGCAAUAACACAAGACCGCAGGUCGUGCAAGAUGCCCAUGUGGAAGGUCGCCGGUCCAGCAGGUCGGCAUCGCGGUUCCACGUUUCGCCUGCUGCGUAUACCUCGUCAUCAUCAUUCGGGACACUCGGUCCUGCUGCCAUGGCGAAAGCGCUGCCCAUUCUGAAUGCAAAAACUUCGUUGGAUAUUUUGAAAAAUCUGUGUGAACAAAGUAAUUGGAAAUGGAUUGACGGAAUUUUACUCGGUGGGUGUCUUUUAUAUGGCCUCUCACGGUUCGAAGAUGCCGCGGAAUGGUUCUCCAGAGUUCUUGCUCUAGAUUCAAGCCAUGUUGAGGCUAUCACAAACAUAGCCGCAACACUCUAUUGCCUUAACCGACAAGAGGAAGCUGAGCGGCAUUGGCUAAACGCUAUUAAGCUAUGCCCUGCUCACUUAGAAGCUACGGAACAGCUCGUUGGAUUGCUGUACAAAAAACGUAGCCGAGAGGCCAUCGACAUCAUCUGCUUUGUGCAACAAGCGUUGAAAUUACCAAAGGGAAAUUCAACUCGGUCUACCUACCCCCCACUCGGUGUUCGCUCCGUGCCAUCUGAUGAACAUUCUCUCGGUCAACAAUCAACUGCUGCGCAAUAUGGUUUCCAGCCCGAAACUACCCUAACCGUGGGAGGCUCUGAAUUCGGGUCUAGCGGGUACGCGCUCCCUAAUAGCGAGAAUGGAAGGAUUCUAGCCUUGGUUCAUGCCAAAGGCACAAUACUAUAUGGCUUGAAGGACAUUGAAAGAGCUUCAGAGGCAUUUGAAGAAGCCGUCCUGAUCAGUGUCGGGGAGCGCAUACUGAGCGUUCAGGAGCUGGUAAACCGGAUCCAUGCUGUACUGUCACCACCGGCUGGCAAUGAUCAAAGACCAGUUUCUCGACGACCCCUUUUGCUUCCGCCGGAAAAGGCUCGCCAAACUGCUCAUCUCGUGUUUGCUGCGGGCGGUGGAGGCAGCGAACUGCCUGGGCUAGCAUUCGUUCCUGAAGGUGCCGCCAGGCGAGUCGCUGUGCAGACAACGAGCAAUGCUCUCCUCUCUCUGGCCAAGAUAUUUCAGGAUGCCAUGUCUGGAGGGAGCAUUGUUCCCAGCCUGCUCAGACAACCCUCAGGGAUCGGCGACAUCCUGGCGUUGUAUUAUCUAUCUCUUUCUCUCCAAGAAAGCCCCUCUACCGCGAACAAUAUCGGGAUCCUCCUUGCAGGUGUGCCGCAGCAAAUGGCUCACAACAAUACUAGUACACCAACAACAGCCACCUCCCGGCCUAGCUUGCCUGGCGUCGUGCCGGGCAGUGGUCUUGCCCUCGCUUUGGCGUAUUACAACUACGGACUUCGUCUUGAUCCAAGACAUGUUCACCUGCACACCAAUCUGGGUAGCCUCCUGAAAGAUGUUGGACAGUUGGACCUCGCAAUCCAGAUGUACGAGCGAGCGGUUUCAUGCGAUAGAACGUUUGAUAUCGCCUUGACCAACCUAGCCAAUGCUGUGAAAGACAAGGGUCGCAUAAAGGACGCCAUUGCUUACUACAGACGAGCGGUGGAAGCCAAUCCAGGAUUCGCCGAAGCCGUCUGCGGACUCUUAACAGCCCUCAACUCUGUAUGCGAUUGGCGUGGAAGAGGUGGAGCGCUUCUCGAAUUGGGCAAAUAUGACCGAUGGCACGUCGAUGACAAAGGCACCCUGGUUGAUGUGCAGGCGGCUAUGCAUGGGAGCGGCCUCACACAAAGAGUGAUCAGUAUCAUAAAUCACCAGCUAGGCGAUGCAUCGCAUUGGGGCCGCAACAUACUACAACACCCGACUAUCCAUGCGUUGGCGCAACAGCUGGGUGACUUCUGCCGUACUCCUGGAUUCAGCUUGGAGUUGGCAAUAAGUGCUUGGGCUGGUGAACCAUGGGAAGGCUCGCGCCUGGUACGCCUCGUGGAACGGGCUGCAAGAGUCAUUCUAUGGAAUUGGUAUCAUGACAAGUACGUUGCCAAGAGGGAGGUUACCCCUUCACGCUAUCUCCGACCUCAGUUGCCUUCCUCUCUCACCAUUCCAUCUGCGCCAACUGUACUUCCUUUCCACACUUUCACGUAUCCUCUAUCUGCCAGGGAUAUUCGAUCGAUCUCUCAGCGCAACGCAAUGCGAAUAUCAUGCACGACUCUUCGAGCCCCUUGGCUGUCAGCUACUGUGUAUCCACCACCACCUCCGCCAAAUCCACAUCUGAAUGUUGGAUAUGUGUCGUCAGACUUUAAUAACCAUCCGCUGGCUCAUCUAAUGCAAUCAGUGUUUGGAUUUCACAAUCCUCGGCGUGCUCGGGCUUUCUGCUAUGCCACCACCCCCAGUGACAGAUCUGUCCAUCGACAGCAAAUUGAAAGAGAGGCGCCUGUUUUUCGUGAUGUCAGUUCUUGGCCAGCGGAUAAGCUUAUCGAACAGAUCAUUCGCGAUGAGAUCCACAUCUUGGUGAAUCUCAAUGGCUAUACGAGGGGUGCUCGCAAUGAAAUAUUUGCUGCCCGCCCGGCCCCAAUCCAAAUGUCUUUUAUGGGAUUCGCGGGAACGCUUGGUGCCGAGUGGUGCGAUUACAUACUCGCAGACACAACUGCUAUCCCGCCGAGCACUUUGCGCCCCUGGAGGAUGAAUACCAGCAUCGAUGACGUAUUUCGCGACCGGACUGAGGGCGAUGAACUCCAGUGGAUGUACUCGGAGAACAUCAUUUUCUGCCGAGACACCUUUUUCUGCUGCGACCAUGCACAGUCGUGUGAUACUGUUGAACGGGGCAUGACCUGGGAGGACGAAGAGAAACGACGGUGGAAGAUGCGUAAGGAGCUGUUCCCGACAAUAGCAGACGAUAUUGAUCCUACUACUUUCCGGUCUUGGUUACGGAUCUUGGCCCGGACUCCCAAGGCUGUUCUCUGGCUGCUACGGUUCCCUGAACUAGGAGAGACCAACCUGCGGCAAACGGCUGAAACCUGGGCCGGGGCAGAAGUUGCUAGUCGGCUCAUCUUUACUGAUGUAGCACCAAAGAAUCAGCAUAUAACUAGGGCUAGAGUGUGCGACAUGUUUCUCGAUACUGCAGAAUGCAACGCUCAUACCACUGCCGCCGAUGUCUUGUGGUCAAGCACACCCCUUCUAACCUUGCCUCGAUACUCGUACAAGAUGUGUUCCCGAAUGGCGGCAUCCAUCUUGCGAGGAGCACUCCCCAAGACAGCAGAGGGCCGACAAGCAGCACUGGAAUUGAUUGCAGAUAGCGAAACGGAAUAUGAAGAUUCGGCCACAGAGUUGGCCGGAGGGUUAACCUAUGAGAUAACAGAGGAAGGAUAUGGCCGGGGCAAGGGGCGUCUGGCAGAAUUACGGAAACUGCUGUGGGACAGCAAAUGGAAAUGCGGACUCUUCAACACUCGCCGGUGGGUAAACGACUUGGAAAUGGCUUACGAGGAGGCAUGGCGGCGGUGGGUCGCGGGUAAGAGCGGCGACAUAUAUCUAUGA